AUGCCCUCAAGAGACCGCUCAUCUAGCAGCGCCUCGGAAGCAAGCAGCUUCUCAUCGAGGUCACCUUCGCCCGACCCUGGUGUUGCAGCUCUAAAGCGAAAAAGAUCACCAACACGUUCUGUCUCCGCACCCAUCACUUCGUCACGCUCGCCAUCACGGUCAAGAUCGCCACCUCCAAGGUCAAGAAGACGCAGGUCCAGCAGAGAUAGCUCGCCAUCCGUGAGCAGCGAUGAAGGCAGAACAGAGCGCAAGAGCGACUCUCGCGCUCGCGCAGCCCUCGAACACGAGGCGAAGGCUAAGGAGACCGCGGCAAAGGGCGAAGCUUUGCGGUCGGCAUUGGCGCAACUGUCUGCAACCAAAGCAGGCGGUGCUUAUAUACCUCCAGCUCGACUCAAGGCGCUCAUGGCUGAAGCUGCCGCCGCCGACCCAGGCAGCGUAGAAUAUCAGCGCAUGAGCUGGGACGCCCUCAAGAAGAGCAUCACCGGUCUCGUCAACAAGGUAGCCGUCGAAAACAUCAAGAGCAUCGUCCCCGAACUAUUCGGCGCCGCCAACCUCAUCCGCGGCCGAGGUCUCUACUGUCGCUCCAUCAUGCGUGCACAGGCUCUGUCCUUAUCUUUCACGCCAGUAUUCGCAGCGCUCACAGCUAUCGUCAAUACGAAGCUUCCCAUGGUUGGCGAGCUUUUAGUCGUCCGUCUAGUCUCGCAGUUCCGACGUUCCUUCAAGCGCAACGACAAGGCAGUCUGCAACUCGACCGCCAUGUUCAUCGCCCAUCUUGUCAAUCAGAGGGUCGUCCACGAGGUUCUUGCCCUCGAGAUUUUGGUGCUGCUUCUUGAGAAGCCCACCGAUGACAGUGUCGAGAUCGCGGUCGGCUUCAUGCGCGAGGUCGGCGCUUUCCUUGCCGAAGAAGCACCGAAGGCGAACAAUAGCAUCUUCGAUCGCUUCCGAGCUGUCCUUUAUGAAGGGGAGAUCAACAAACGUGUGCAGUACAUGAUCGAGGUGCUUUCUCAAGUACGCCGCGAAGCAUUCAAAGACAACCCCCGCGUUCCCGAGGCGCUCGACCUCGUCGAAGAGGAGGAUCAGAUCACCCAUCGUGUCAGUCUGGACGACCAGCUUAACGUUGAAGAGGGUCUCAACGUUUUCAAGAAGGAUCCCGAAUUCAUCGAGAACGAGGACCGCUACCGCUCCAUCAAGGCAGAGAUCCUUGGUGAGGACUCGGACAGCAACGGCAGCGACUCCGAUGCCGACAGCGAGAGCGUCACCGAUUCCGACGAAAGCGAUGAUGAAGACGAGGCCGGUGGUCGGGAAGAUGCUCAGCGUCAACUCGAAAUCCACGACAGGACCGAGACAAACCUCAUCAACCUCCGACGCACCAUCUACCUCACCAUCAUGUCCUCGCUCGACUUUGAAGAGAGCGUGCACAAGCUUCUCAAACUCGAAGUACCGGAAGGUCAGGACAUUGAGCUUUGCAACAUGAUUGUCGAAUGUUGCUCGCAGGAGCGCACCUACAGCAAAUUCUACGGCAACAUGGGCGAGCGCUUCUGCAAGCUCCACCGCAAAUGGGCCGACACAUUCGCGCAAAGCUUCAGCAACUACUACGACACAAUUCAUCGCUACGAGACCAAUCGCCUCCGAAACAUUGCACGAUUCUUUGGUCAUCUUUAUUCCACCGACAGCAUUAGCUGGGCGUCUCUGUCCGUCAUCCACAUGAACGAAGAAGACACCACCAGCAGUUCGAGAAUCUUUGUCAAGAUCCUCUUUCAAGAGAUGCAGCAGCAACUGGGUCUCAAAGAGCUUGCCGAACGCUUCAAGGAACCGACACUUCAAGAGGACUGGAAGGGUCUCUUCCCGACCGACAAUCCCAAAAGUACGCGCUUCUCCAUCAACUACUUUACAUCGAUUGGUCUGGGUGUUUUGACCGAGGACAUGCGGGAGUAUCUCAAGAAUGCACCCAAAAUCCUCUUGGCGCAGCGACAAGCCGCAUUGGCCGCACGAGGCUCGGACGACAGCGACACCGACUCGUCGAGCGUGUUAUCCAGCAGCACCGGCUCACGCAGUCGAAGCUCGUACUCAUCCUACUCGCGCUCAUCUCGAUCCUAUUCGUCCCGGUCCUACUCUUCCAGAUCGUACUCAUCGCGCUCAAACGAUUCUCGGUCCCCGUCGAGGUCUCGAUCUCGGUCUCGCUCCUACUCGAGCCGUUCGUACUCCUCUCGAAGUCGCAGUCCCAGGCGUAGUCUGAGCCGGAGCCGGAGCCCUCCUUCGUAUCGCCAUCGAGGCCGAGGCAGAAGCCGCACGCGAUCUGCCUCGUAUCCGUCAUAUUCAUCCAGGUCUCGGUCGAGGUCCAGGGCACGUUCAUACUCCCGCUCGCCCACUCCAAGACGUUCGUAUUCGCGCUCGCGCUCGCCCGCGCCCAGAGAGCGAGCCACACGUCCUCGUUCGCGAUCUGAGGAUGCAUCGCGACGCCCUCAUCGCCGAUCUCCGUCCAGGUCUGCCUAUUCCGGCUCGGAAACGGAUGACUCCAGGUCGCGCUCUCCUCCGCCUCGGUCAGGCCGCAUCAGCGAUCGAUCUCCGUCGUACUCCAGAUCUCCUCCGCCUGUGCGACGUCGAUGA
Molecule: messenger RNA, 2607 nt
Organism: Pseudozyma hubeiensis SY62
Lineage: Eukaryota; Fungi; Basidiomycota; Ustilaginomycetes; Ustilaginales; Ustilaginaceae
Exons: 1
Coding region: 1-2607 (868 amino acids)
Biological process (GO): mRNA splicing, via spliceosome
Cellular component (GO): catalytic step 2 spliceosome
Molecular function (GO): RNA binding; protein binding
Source: RefSeq, a predicted model, not a curated record